AUGCUGGCCAAACCCUUGACAGCCAUCUGGACACUGUUCCUCCUCAUCUCAACUGCACAAGCACAGUUCCAAUUCUUCGAGCAGAUGUUCGGUGGCGGCGGUUCACAUCAAGGUCAUCAGCAAGAACAGGAAGCUUCUAGCGACAGCUCUUGGUAUCAACAAACAUGGGAAGGAACACACUGCACGAAAUAUCUAUGUCCGGACACGUUAGCCUGCGUCCAUUUCCCGCAUCAUUGUCCAUGUCCGCAUCCAAGCGUUGAAGAGAAGGUCGAAUUGGGCGAAGGAAGUGCCGUUUGUGUAUCGAGGGGAGGAUGGACGGCUGGAGAAGCUGCUAGGAAGAUUGAAUUGGCUCGCAAGGGUGUGCUGUGA
This is a messenger RNA of Talaromyces marneffei, 369 nucleotides long. RefSeq lists its product as uncharacterized. NCBI's taxonomy places the organism in Eukaryota, Fungi, Ascomycota, Eurotiomycetes, Eurotiales, Trichocomaceae. The transcript is spliced from 2 exons. The coding region runs from base 1 to 369 and encodes 122 amino acids. The record is from RefSeq and is a predicted model, not a curated record.